GCGCGCUCUGUGACAGAACGAAAAUUCGGUCGGCGCGCCGCCGACGAGCAGCAACUCGGUUUUCGCGCAUCUUCGGGGUCUCCGUGCGCGGCUUAUCCAAUCCACAUUCGUUACUAUCGCGCUGAGAAAGUGCGUCGACAAGAGUGACGGUGCUGUCAAAAUGAAAAAAUAUACUUCCGUACGCGCGCUCUGUUUCGUGAUGAGAAAACUCACUAAAUCUUGACUGAUAACGGAUUCGUUGCAUUUUUUUAAAAACACGCGUAUCGGGGGACACGAACGCGGGGAUUCGUGCACACGUCGAUGCAUCAAGCCGAUCUCGCGACGGAUUUUUAUCUCGUCGGGCCACUCACCUCGAUUUCUAGGAUGACUCGGGUCGAGCAACCUCGACGCGCUUGUACAGCUCGGGGCGACGUCACGUCACGCGUCGAGGAGAUCCGCCAAUAAAUAAACAAAGGCGAUAAUGAGGAGCGUUGCGAUACAAUGAUUCGCACAAAAAUGUAGCGCCUCGCGUAUCGCCUCGCGACGAAAAUUCGACGAUUUACGCAUCAGCUUUUGACAAUAUUUUAAACGAGGCUCGCGCAUCAACGUUACGGCAAUUCCAAUGAUCCCGCGAUUAUUCAAUCCUCAAAUCCAACAGUUUUCCGGGUUACCGUUCGCACACCGAAGCUUCGUACGUGUGUACGCGUCUUUUCAUUCUUAUUCGUACCCGAGUGCGAGCCUCCUUUUUACCGUUGUUUUCUUAGAGCCCCGUGAAACUACGCAAUACAGACGAAAGUGUGUUGAGUUUUCAUAUUUGUUUGCGCUGUGACGCUCCCGCGCGCACGAACGGACCGUCGCUCUGACUUGUUUACUAUUUUGUUUUCCUCGAAAAUUAAUUGCCCCGCGCUGCGGUGCGACGUAUUCUACGAAUUUUUUCACCGCUUCACUAAAAUCGAGCGUUAUUCGCCUCCGUCCAAAUUCCCGUUUAUUUUACAUUCCAAUUCACCUUUAUUCCGAGCGAUGCUCCUCCCUUUCACGGAAUAUAUUCAACAAUUCCAUUUUUCCGCGUUCCCACUCCCUUCUGCGCGUUUCAUUUACUCUGCCAAUUUAUCAAACCGCGAUAAAUAGCGCUCGGACAAAAAUAUAAAGAAAUAAUGAAUUUCUCAGGAUAUUCGAACGUCUCUUGAAACAGAGAAAUGGACGCGCAAGGGGGGCCCAGGGAAUUUCAGAUGGCUAGGCGAGCCGGUUUCGUAACGGUAUAUUGAUCGGUGCCCGCGGUCUAUCCGAGUGAAUUAUCCAUAUUAAAUCCGUCUUUAAAUUCUAUUUGAUGCUUUCUUUAUCGUUUCGAGUAGUAAUUUCUACAGUCGAUCGUCUUCUCUUCUCAUUAGCCUCGUGCGUGUGGGACUCGCGCCGAGAAGGGGCAAAAAGCUGUUGGGAAUUCGAGGGAGCGAGAUAACCACCGGAAUAAUAAAAGCAGCUGAAUCGAGUGAACUUUCGCUGUACAUUUGGGAGAACAUGAAUGAGAGGGGAAGCGAGCGAGCGAGCGAGCGAGCGCGCGAAUGAAAGAAAAAAGCGGAGGACGAUCGUCGCGGCUAUGCGCUGCUUACAAUCGUCUCGGCUUAUCGAGUUUUGCGAGUCAAGUUCAACGCCGUCGGGGAUCAAGGUCGUCAAAUAAUUCGCUAAAUCGUAUAUAAUAUUCAAUAAUCUCCCGUUAUCGGUUCAAACAUUUUUCAUCAGCGAGGCUUUUGUCGCGUUCGCUUUGUCACUCGGUGUCGUCACAUGCGAGCGUGGAAUAAAUUCGUCGAUGCACUUCCGUUGUCGCUCUUCGUUCAUCGCCGUUUCGCAAUCCGAUAUCCCUGCGCGUUCGAUCUCUCGAUCACAACAAUUCACGCCGGAGUCGAGCAUUUUUUAAAACCUUUCUCAAUUAGAUCGAAAGAGCGCGGAUUAUAAGUUUUUUAUUUGCGGUAUCGAUUUCGCCGCGAACGAAGAUUAUUGACUUUCCUCGCGAUAGAAAAAAACGCCUAAAUCCGUCGCGGCGAGCGCGCACGCGUAUUACGCAAAACUCAGCACCAACGAAAAGUAGGGUAAUUAGAUUGGCGAGUGCGCGAGAUUCUCCGCUGGACCGAGAAGUAAAACAGCGAGCAAUUGUCCACUUCGCUUGAGGAAUUCUCCAAGUUUCCCGUCAACGAGAACGAAGAAAGAUCGCAAACGAAUGAAGGAAUAUUCGCAGCCGGAAACGGCGGAGAACAAAAUGCUCCUUAAAUUUCUACGAAACGCGCUUAUUCGAGAGUAUAACUUCUUCUCCCGAAAUACAAAGUUCGUGUACACAUUCAACAAAGAUACGGUUAUUAUCAGUAUCGAAUAGAGAGAGAGAGAGUAUGAAUUCGCUCUUUGGAAGCUCCGGAGGUCAGAGCCGAGCGUACCGAGUCCCGAAAAGUAGCAAUCGAGUCCCGAAAAAUUGUCCGAGAUUAAUUCCAAUUAGAAACGAGAAAUAAUCAGCUGAGAGAGCUAAUGAAAACGGUGGGACCGGGCGGAGCGGGCGAUCGGGGAAAGGUCAGCGACCGCGGGCGUUCCUCAUGCGACUUCGUUACGAUAUUUAUGUACGUGAAAUUAUAAUGCCGCCUCGCUCUCGCCACGAUAUUCGGUAAUAGUACUUUUGAUCUUUCUCUCCGGCUCGGUGAUAAAAAACAAGCCCGAAAAUCACCUCGUUUUAUCCGUCACCGUGUGUUAUAAAGCGUUGUGGCUUUCGUACAACUGAAAAACGAAGCACGUGAACUUGUAUCGUUAGGAUCGUGAGAUUAGACCGAGGAACAUUCACGUAAGCUCGUCACCACCGGGCAUUAUCGCCAGAUUAUGCGAGAUUAGCGUUGAAAGAGCCUACGAAUUUGCAUUAAUUGGCGAAUUCGGAUUCGGCCUCCGCGUGCUGCUGCCCGUACGCGCCGAGAUGCGUCCAACACAUUUUACGUUCGUAUAUCUAAAUGUGCGAGCGCGCGCGUGUACAAAAACGAAUAUCGGAAUCCUCGGAUCGUAUCGGUGUCCUCUUGACACCAGCCAAAAAUCCUUUCGCUCGCUUUCUCGCUCCUUCUCCUCUUCCUCCUUCUCUCUCUCUUCCCCCCACGUGACAUAUUUUGCCCGGUAACGAAUCUUUUCAUUCAUCGUCAACGCGACUCGCUAGCGAUUCGCUAUUUCUAAAUACGACGACGUUUUUGCUAAAUUAUCAGCGCGGAGUUUUAUGACGGGGUUGCCCAAUCGUUUCGAUGGAAAUUGCUAUUACACCGCGAUCGAUAUAAAUGAAUAAAAAACGUUGAAAAAAGGCUUACGAAUUCGCUUGGAAAAGUCCGUCGAACGUCGGUAGAUUUCUGGAAGUUUUUACGCCUCGAUGGAAUCGGUGGGAUCGGGUUAUUUCUUGUCAAAUCGCUCAUCGCCGUCCGAUCGUUCCGUUUAUAUAAUAUUCGUUUACCUCGAAUUCGGCGACGUCCUGGCUAUUUAUUUCAUUUUUUAGCCUAUAAUUUUUUCUUCAAAGCGCGUCUCUCGUUGAGCUCCCGCGUCGUCCAAGGACCCGGUAAAAAGUCGCUACCAGUCCGCUCAGGAUGUGCCCGGCCCGUUCGCUCUUCCGAUCCUUGGCACGAGAUGGAUCUUCUCCUGGUUCGGAUAUUAUCAGAUGAACAAGAUUCACGAUGCUUACAAAGAGUAGACCUGAACCAGCGCUACGGGCCACUGUGCAAGGAGGAAGCCCUGUGGAACUGGCCGGUUAUCUCGGUAUUCUCGAGGGAAGACAUCGAGGCUGUACUUAGACGAGGCUCGCGAUAUCCGCUUCGUCCGCCGCAGGAAAUCAUAUCGCAAUAUCGUCAGACUCGCCGGGAUCGUUACACGAACCUUGGUCUCGUAAACGAACAGGGUGAGACGUGGCAAAAACUGCGCGCCGCUCUGACACCCGAACUGAUGGGUGCGAAUACCGUGCUCGGAUUCUUUCCCGCUCUCAAUCAAGUAUCCGACGACUUCAUCAACCUGAUUCGAGUUCGAAGAUCCGGCGAUGACGUGACGGGAUUCGAGGAAAUUGCUUACAGAAUGGGUCUCGAGAGCACGUGCACGCUGAUACUCGGUCGACACCUGGGCUUUCUCAAACCGCAUUCCGCGACAUCGCUCACAACGAGACUCGCGGAAGCUGUCAGAAUUCACUUCACAGCUUCGCGCGACGCUUUCUACGGUCUUCCACUUUGGAAAAUUUUACCAACGCUCGCUUACAGACAGCUCAUCGAGAGCGAGGACGCCAUUUACAACAUAAUAUCAGAGCUGUUGGAGACGACGAUAAACGAGCAGAAGGAAGACGCGAGGGACGAGCGUGUCGAAGCGGUGUUUCAAUCAAUAUUGAGGGAAAAAAAUUUGGACAUGCGAGACAAAAAAGCGGCAAUUAUUGAUUUCAUUGCAGCCGGUAUACACACGUUGGGUAACACUCUGGUUUUUCUUUUCUACCUCAUCGGAAGAAACAGCGAAGUUCAAAAGCGCCUUUAUGAAGAAACGGCGACGUUAGCACCACCCGGUUGCGAUAUUGCCGCUGAAGAUUUACGAAACGCGAAAUAUCUCCGUGCUUGCAUCACCGAAGCAUUCAGGGUCAUACCAACGGUACCGUGUAUCGCAAGAAUUUUGGACGAGUCGAUCGAGCUCUCGGGACACAACCUUGAUGCCGGGACCGUCGUUCUUUUGCACACUUGGAUCGCAGGUUUGGAGAACGAAAAUUUUAAAGAUGCCUCGCAAUGGAUACCAGAAAGAUGGUUGAAGCCAAUGGCGCCUCAUUCACCACUGCUCGUUGCACCGUUCGGUUUCGGAAGACGAAUAUGUCCUGGAAAGCGGUUCGUAGAGCAGGCGUUACAGCUCAUAGUAGCAAAGGUUGUACGAGAAUUUGAGAUUGUUUCAGAGGAAGAAAUAAAUCUGCAGUUCGAGUACAUAAUCGCGCCGAAGGGGCCGGUAUCGUUAACGUUUCGCGAUCGCGCCGAAACGGUGUAAGAGCUGGAAAAAAAAAGAAAAAAAAAACAAAAGGCAUAUCAGUAAAAAGAAGAAUGCAUUCCAUCGAGUUACCUCUAGGAAAUUUUUUUUUGUUUUUAACUUCUCGUCUGAAUAUCGAAGUUAAAUCUCAUACGAGUAAUUUGCGAUAGCGAUGUUCUUCGAGUUCUUCCAUGUCUCUUUUUACAUUUUUUUCUCUCAAUUGUUAUUUUUCUUUAUUUCUACCGGGCCAAAAUCGCAUCUAUUUCGUCCGAUGUUCACGGUCGAAGAAAAAAUAAUAAUUGGAACUUGUCGAGCGUUCCUAGUAAAUCACUUUAUUAAUUUUUCCUCGACCGUGUACUCAAGCCUUAACGAAACAAGCAAAAAAGAUGAAAAAAAAGCAAACACCACGAAAAACAAAAGCAUAUUUUAAGUAUUGUAUUAUUUAUGUUUUUAUUCGUUGAAAGGCACUUUCGAGUCCAUUGAAGGUAUUUAUUGUUACUUUCCACUGUUAUAGUAUUUAUAUUUAAUUUUCCUUCGGUAUAUCGUGUAACGUCUGUCUCUCAAUUAUGACUAAAAAGGAAAGAAAAUAGGGGAAAAAAGUAAGGAAGGAUGAUAAAGAGCCUGACUCAGUCGGAUGCGUCGUCGCAGCAUUCUCGUCUUGUAAAUAUUUCGCACAAUAAUUAAGCGGCAGACGAUAAACGGUAUAAUAGGUACGAUUUAGUCAAUUUAUCAAUGACUACGAACUCUUUAGUUUUAGUUAUAAUUAUGAUCAUUAAUAUUAAUAUCAUUGUUUAUAAUGUUAAAAUUAGAAUCACUCCGCGUCGAUAGUUGAAAUGGGGGGGAUUUUCUUAGUGGGAUUCAUAUAUAAUUGACCUAAAUAUGUGCGUGUUACGUUUUUUGCUCAAAAGUUUAAAGACUGAGAUAAAUUUUUUCCUUUUUUUCGUUCUUAUAUUUUUUUUCUUUUUUUGUAAAUGAAUCGUCCCGUAAGUUUAAUAUAUAUCCGUAUCCACUGAGCGAUUUAUUAUAUUAUCACAUUGUUUUUCUGCUUAGUGGCAGUGAUAUAUACAGCCAAACGAUUAUUAAACGUCGUCACGUCGUGCAUCGGAUCAUACAAACCGUCCAAUGCGUUAUACGUAUCAAACAAAUAUAUAUGGUACAUUUCUAUCAUAGAAACCAUGUAAAUAUACGUAAUUAAUGAAACAAAUAGGAACAAAGAAUCAAGCGAAUUGUACAUACGUUUAUUUGUAUAAAAUAAAGGGUAUAUUGAAACGUU
Messenger RNA from Venturia canescens, 6235 nucleotides. It is a transcript of the gene shd, whose product is annotated as cytochrome P450 family 24 subfamily A member shade. The transcript is spliced from 9 exons. The record is from RefSeq and is a predicted model, not a curated record. Gene Ontology annotation, molecular function: iron ion binding; monooxygenase activity; heme binding. The coding region runs from base 3610 to 4983 and encodes 457 amino acids. Lineage: Eukaryota; Metazoa; Arthropoda; Insecta; Hymenoptera; Ichneumonidae.